UGCGUGAGGCUGAUUGAGCGAAACCUUUCCUCCCACGCGGCUCAAACUUCGAAUCCCGUAUUGCCCACCCUAUAAAAUGCAAGCCUAAUCAGCUAACUCUUCCUUAGUGUACGAUUUUCUGGCUCGUGGAUGCCAUUGCCAUAUCUUCACUGGGAGAAGCAUCACCCAGACCGCGUGUUUUGUUCCCUAUCCGCCAUGGAAUUAGGGUUAGGGUUCUCCACUGCCGAUCGCCAGUCGCAAAUCCUCUCCUCCGUCACUGCUUGGCUUUAUGUAUAGCGAUUUGCACGGCCUUGCCCUCGCAGGUAAAUGGAAGACUUGGACGACUUCGGUGAGCUUUACGCCGACCUGGAGGACCGUUUGAUUGUCGGCGUCCCGACGGCGGAGGCAGAGGAUGAAGAAAUGGAGGAGAGAGGAGCUGGGUAUGAGAAUGGAGCUAUGGAGAGUUUGAGCAGCAGUGACAGUGAGGAUGAUCUUCAGAUUGUGUUAAACGAAGAGGAUUACGCUAAUAAGUUCCCCGCUCAGCUCUUGGCUGAAAGAAGGGGCUGUGAAGAGGAUGAGGGGGGUGACCUGGUCAUUGUAACUGGGUCGGAUUGUACUAGGAAGGAGCCUAACUGGGCUGAACAAGUACAUUCAGCUGAGGGGUUGCUACGUGGACAUGGAGAUAGGGGAAAUGCAACGAACAGAUCUCGGAGGAAUCGGGCAACCCCUUGUUUGGCUGGGUCUGCUGUUCGUGCUCGGAAGUCUCUCCCUGGAAGAAGUCAUUGCAAUCAUUUGACAGUACCAUGUUCUUUGGGAAAUACCUUUUGUGCUUCAGGCUUUCCGUUGGCGUUUUCAAAUGGUUAUGAUUUCUAUUUGCCACGAAAUGGGAGCAUAUUCAACAUAGAUGUUGAAUCACUUGAGUGUAAGCCAUGGAGAUUUAAUGGAGCAGAUAUUACGGACUACUUCAACUUUGGACUUGAUGAGGAAGGGUGGAGAACCUAUUGCAGUCAAUUGCAGGUACAUUUUCAGCAGAAGAAGUUGCCAUUGCAUGAAUCUUCUAAGGUAAAUAAGCCAACCGGCAUAAUGUCAGGUGAAGUUGCUCAACAUGGACGUGAUAGUGGACUUGAAAUUCCUGAUUAUGGAGAAAAUGGGAGGAAGGGAAUCAAAGUGCCAAAAGGUCGAGCAAUUCAGGUUGAAAGUGGCAAUGGAGAUCGUAUUCCAUCGGUAGAUGUUAGAAGACCAAGGAUUCGGGAUUCUGAUGUUGUGAUACAGAUUACCACAGGCAUUGCUGUUGAGGAUGCGCUGGUUCCCAUAAAAAAUGGAACAUAUCUGGAUGACCAUGGAUCUAAAAGUGAAUUAUUGUUGAAUUCCAAGAAUGAGUUCUGCAAAAGCUCUUCCUCUGUGGUUACUUGUGCGCGUAAAUGUGAAGGGAGUAGCAAUUCUAGUGAGUGUCCUCUUCCAUGUCUGAAGAAGUUUUUUGACGAGAAACUUGAUAAUAUGACCUGUGGUAGAGACUGCCCUUCAAGCGGUAUUUCUUUGUCAAAAUCUGAUGCCAAUAUUGCUGGUCAUUCUUGCGGUCCAAAGUCUUCUGAUCACAAUGUUUCCUUUGAAGCAUCCAGGGAUGAAAUAAGUUUGGAGAAAAUUCCCAUCCCUGAAUGUGUACACUUGAAUUCUGAUUCUUUGUUACAAGAGUCCGUAUUGUCUCAUUGUUAUUCUUCCAGUGAAAGUGGAAGUGGCAGUAAAACGGAUGGUGCAUCCUCUGGGGGCCAUUCUCCCGAAUCCUUGCUAGAUCUGGACUAUUGCCAAGAAACAACAAUUUUCAGGGUGGUUGAAUCAAAAUGUAGCUCAGAUGAUGAGGUUGCUUCCCCUCUGGUGCAUAGGCCGAAAAUUGAUGGUGAGCAUCAGGCAAAGGAGACUGGAACAAUUGUUAGCCACUGGGAUGAUGAACCCGGUGUAAGGGAUCAUUCAAGUCAAAGAGGUAAAAUUUCACUGAAGAACAUUAUCGAAUAUAAUAAUGAAAAGGAAGUCAAUGCAACUGCUUUUUCAGCAUGCUCUCAGUACCAUGAUGCAGAUCCUUUGCCUGUGAGAAUCAGGGAGAAAAGAACCGCUGCAAGGGAAGUUAAUACAAGGAAAAAUGGUUGCUGCAAUAAUCAAAGAAUGGCACAGCGUAACAGUAGGGCCCAAAGCAUUCUUAACAGGGACUAUUUGCAAUCAGGUUCACGUAAAAUUUCUCUUUAUGAUAAAACGGGUUGCCACAAAAGUAGAAUUGUAGAUGCACAUCACAUGAUAACGAGGGCCCAUUAUAAUUCCAUGGAAGCUAAAGAUCGACAUAGAGAAGGAUCUUUUGAUGACCGCAGAGAAAGAUCUUUAGAUAAAUAUUUUGGGUGGUGUGUUCCCUACCUUGAAGAGGAAGAUGAAAGCUUUAUUAAUAAGUAUGAUAGAGAUUCCCACAGUGCUGGAGCAUUAAGAAGGCUUCAGGAAUAUGAUAGAGAUGACAAAACUAUGCUUGUACACUUAGAAAGGUCAAGUAGAUAUGCUUACAAUCAUCAAGAUUCAAGUAUUUAUGAGGACGGUUCACAUCCUAAAAUUUAUAGAGAGGCUUAUGAUGAAGAAAAAAGUGGCUGGCAUGAGGAUGACUCUCACAGGAAUCAAGUACCAAGUUUAUUCAAACCAGAUAGAAGAUAUAAGUGUCACAGUGGACAUUCACAUACCAGGGAAACAUUUUCUCAACUGCGCAGCAAGCAUGGCAUAGUUUCAAGCAAAAAAUGCCACCUCUAUUCUAGAACAGGCUUUAAUUUAGAUGUUGAUCCGUUUCCUGCUGAAGUAAGGAAAUCAUGUCCUGAUAAUAGUACUUACAAUGAAAGUAGAAAAAGCAGUUUGGCCUUGCCUGGACUCCUAGUUAAAAAGGAAGCUAGUAUUAGGCAUCAAGAUUCUAACUUGUAUUCCCCCAAGAGGCACACCUUUGAUGGUACUUCACAAUUUCUAAUUGGUCGAGUUGAUGAGAGAUCAUUCAGCGAACUGAAAAUUUAUGACAAUCAUCGCUACAAUAGAGGUGGAAGUAAGUUAACUGUCAGAAGUUGUAAGGACUCUGAUUCUUUGGGUCGUGUUGGUUCUCCUUCAGAUAAUUUUGUCAAGCAUAGACGUCAAUUUGAUAACAGGGGAUGUAGGCAAGCUGUCAGCGAGCAUUUAAAGGGUUGGGAAGUUAAGGUAAUAUAGUGAAACCAAGUCUAACACAUUGUAUCUUUGUGUUUGUAGCUCUGAUUUUAUUGCCUAAAUAACACAUGGCAACUUCUUUUCUCCUCGUUCAAUUGAUGUGAGUGCUAGCCCAUGCCUGUGGUUCAUUCAAGUUUCAAUUCUUUAAAUGGUGUAAUUUGCUUUUUCAAAGCGUUGCACCCUUGAUCAAGGUAAUACAUUUAAUUCAUUUUUAAUCCAA
This is a messenger RNA of Dendrobium catenatum, 3412 nucleotides long. Its product is annotated as FIP1[V]-like protein. The transcript has 8 exons. Gene Ontology annotation, biological process: mRNA processing. The record is from RefSeq and is a predicted model, not a curated record. Lineage: Eukaryota; Viridiplantae; Streptophyta; Magnoliopsida; Asparagales; Orchidaceae. The coding region runs from base 307 to 3195 and encodes 962 amino acids.